Trifolium pratense (red clover) is the source of this 1308-nucleotide messenger RNA. RefSeq lists its product as uncharacterized. NCBI's taxonomy places the organism in Eukaryota, Viridiplantae, Streptophyta, Magnoliopsida, Fabales, Fabaceae. Gene Ontology annotation, molecular function: protein binding. The record is from RefSeq and is a predicted model, not a curated record. The transcript has 3 exons. Bases 14 to 1141 code for a protein of 375 amino acids.
AUUUAGAACAUAGAUGGAGGAGGUUGAUCAAGAUAGAUUAUCGAGUCUACCAAAAAUAAUUCUCCAUUGCAUUCUGUCAAAGUUGCCAGAGAAAGAUGCUGCUACAACGAGUGUUUUGUCCAAGGCUUGGUUAGACACAUGGUAUACUUUUCCUAAUUUGUGUUUCUCUACAAGUAGAUUCAUAAAAAUGUCUCCGGUACAAGGAAUGGAAGAUAGUGAAAAGAUGAGAAAGAUGAUGUUAGGAUUUUGUGAUUAUGUGAAAAGGAGUAUCCUAAGGUUUCAUGACCAAAGCUUGGUUAUCAAAGAAUUUAAGCUCCAGGUGGAUUAUUUUGGACUUGACUACAUUUCAAAAGAAGAUGUUGCUAUUUGGAUUAAAUUGGCUUGUGAAUGUGGUGUUGAGAGUUUGAUAUUAUACAAUUGCAAAAUGAUCGAGAGGAUUGAUAUUUCAAGUGUUCGACUUAAAGUGUUGAUGUUAUCAAAUUGUUAUAACUUGAAGGAGGUUAAUAUUGAUGCUCCAAAUCUUUUUUUUUUUGGUCAGGGUGAUGCUCCAAAUCUAUUGACAUGUAGAUAUAAAGGUGCUAGUGUUUCAGAACCUACCAUAUCUUUUUUGAGAAAUUCUAGUCGACUAAGAGUCAUUAUUCGGAUAAACGUUGAUUAUAGGGAUCUUUGUAACUUGGGGAAAUUCAUGCAAAACAUCAAACCUAACAAUGUUUUGACAUCACUAUAUCUGUCUAUCAGUAUUUCGUCAAAUAUGGGUGGUGCAUUGGACCCGGUUGCCUUAUACAUUUCAUCCCCUCCACCAAGUAUCAAACAAUUGAAUAUACUCAAUGUUCCUACAAAUAAAUAUUUGUUCCCAUCUGUUGUAAACAUCUUACAUUCAAGCUGUUGUCCAACAACUAUUACUUUGAGAGUCAUCAAUCCGGCCGACAAAGAAUUCAUUGAGUUUUUCUAUGAGAUGUUAAUGAGAAUAAAAGAGGACAAAUGCUGUUGCAGAUUUUAUGAUACUAAGUGUUGCUGGCAACACUUGAAGGAUGUGAAAUUCGCAAGAAGGUUUAUGAAGAUGGAUAAAAAUGUUGAUUUUAAGACCAUUUUAAAAUCGUUGACCACUUAUGAAAGUAUUAUCUUUUGGCUAGAAUUUUAAUGUUAUUGUUGUCAAUUGAUAAACAUGCUUACUUAGAAGUUUCUGAAAUUUCUGCAACAUAUUAAUAUUCCACUCAUGCAUAGGAAUAAUGGCAUGAAAUUUCUGCACAAUUUGCAGAGGCAUCAUAUUAAAAUUCCACUCACCAUUAGCUGUAAAUAAAUGCUAGA